This is a messenger RNA of Mollisia scopiformis, 606 nucleotides long. RefSeq lists its product as uncharacterized. The transcript has a single exon. The record is from RefSeq and is a predicted model, not a curated record. Lineage: Eukaryota; Fungi; Ascomycota; Leotiomycetes; Helotiales; Mollisiaceae. The annotation marks the transcript as partial. Gene Ontology annotation, biological process: mycotoxin biosynthetic process.
AACCCACCACUCGGUCGUCUCCCCCCCGGCCCAGCAGCAGACCACGCAUGGCACCGCUUCGAAGAAAUCCGCACCGUCGCCGUCUCGAAGCAGGACAUCAUCAAUCUGGGCAAAGAUCCCUUGACCGCUGCCCGGUUUCCGGAUCCGCAUUGGCAUUUUGGAGAAGACGCUUACAUGGCGCAACUCGAUGUUGUGCAUCAGAUUCACUGCUUGAAUCAAUUGCGGAAACGGGCGUUCGGGGGCUAUCAUCGAGAUGGGGGAGAAGAGGAAAAAGAGGUAGAAGAGUGGGUGUGGGUGCAUUUGCAGCAUUGCGUGAGUAUCCUGCUUGAGAACCUGAUGUGUGGCGCGAGUACGGAUAUGAUUACGCUGAACUGGAUAGAGGAGGCGGAGUAUCCGUUUCCGGACUUCGGUGUCAACAAGCAGUGUAGGGAUUUUGAGGCUGUGAUGGAGUGGCAAGAUGCCAGAGCUGUUGAUACGGACACAUUGUUGAAUAUGUCAAAGCCGACUGAGGGAAUCGAGGUGAUUAAGGGGGAACGUGGAUGGUGGGAAUUGGUUGGUCAUAGUGACUCAGUUUCGACGGGAGAUAUGCAUUCCCAUGGUAUUUAG